GGUGCGGGACGUGCGCGAUACAAAGCUGUCUGAUUCUGUGAUAUCGCUCAUUCUUGGGCGCGCGCGCGCAGUCUGGAGGCGAUGAUCCUUUGGUUGUAAUCCUUCAUCGCUUUGGGAAUGUGCUGGUUCGUGUCAAGCGGGGCGGCAUGGUCGCAUUCAGGUUCACCGCGCAAUGCGGUACUUAUGCUAGGUACUGGUAUGUUAAGGCUCUCGGCGAGCGUUACAGUGAGGCCAGAGGAAUGCGCUGCUCUCGAGUCUCAGCGCAGGUGGAUGGAUGUCUCAAUGCUGGCGCCACAGAGGCGGCUGUGUCUCACACUAGCUCAUCGACUCAUCUGACCUCCGUGGCCCUUGGCUACGGAUCCACCGAGCAUCGGCCACCGACUGCCGAGCACGGACCACGCCCGUCCAUUACCUCUCACACUACACUCACCAUCUGUCAACCACGCCCAUCUACCAUCCACCUACCGGUCACCGAUCACCAUCCACCAGUCACGCCAGAGGUCUACACUCGCCCCGCGAGAUGCCGAAGCCCUCAUCCGCCUUCCACUGCGCAGGAACGCGACUCGCCGUGCGAGACUCGUCGAGCCGUCGUCCGUUCAUCCUCGUGAUGGCGCUGAAGACGGUCCUCGAGACGACCCUGAAGAUGCUCCUAGGGACGACCCUGAAGUUUCUCUAGAGACGACUCGGAAGAUGUCGAGGUGAAUUGGAAGAUGGUCUUCAAAACCACUCCGGAGAUGGUCCUGUAG
Messenger RNA from Fomitopsis serialis, 746 nucleotides. RefSeq lists its product as uncharacterized. Bases 147 to 608 code for a protein of 153 amino acids. The record is from RefSeq and is a predicted model, not a curated record. NCBI's taxonomy places the organism in Eukaryota, Fungi, Basidiomycota, Agaricomycetes, Polyporales, Fomitopsidaceae. The transcript is spliced from 3 exons.